AUGGCCAUCCACCACCCACUUGACAUCCUCCCCAGUGAGCUUUGGGACAGAGUAUACGACUUUCUACGGGGCCAGCUGCUCCUGAAACUCGCUGGCAAUUGGGAUGUCGGUCUAUCUCUCAAUGCUUUGACCAUGGCGAAGAAGAUACGGCUCGACUCGUACGCCAUCGCAGCGCUCCCGCCGUGUAUGAUACGGAAAGAGUUCUCUGUGGAGGUCCUUCGCUGCGAAAACCUCAACGCGUUAGACUUGUCCAAGCUGUUGGCGUGUUUGGACAGCAUCAUCCUCCGUUCUCCCAAACUACACUCCCUCUCGAUAUCUUUUGAUGCGGACUUGUGCUCCCUCCCUCCUGAAGCCCGCCAACUCGUUCUGCCUCCCUUGUGCCAAACACUGUCGCUUUUCACCCAUCGUAACACGAAACACAACGACCCAGUUUUCGUUUUCACCCACUACGCGAUGUUCUCGUGCUCUAGUGCCGAUUUGGCCCAGUGGGACCUUCACAAUGGGAGAUUCAAUGCUCCCCGGGUUAAAUGA
Molecule: messenger RNA, 531 nt
Organism: Mycena indigotica
Lineage: Eukaryota; Fungi; Basidiomycota; Agaricomycetes; Agaricales; Mycenaceae
Exons: 2
Coding region: 1-531 (176 amino acids)
Source: RefSeq, a predicted model, not a curated record